Molecule: messenger RNA, 933 nt
Organism: Podospora pseudocomata
Lineage: Eukaryota; Fungi; Ascomycota; Sordariomycetes; Sordariales; Podosporaceae
Exons: 1
Coding region: 1-933 (310 amino acids)
Molecular function (GO): protein binding
Source: RefSeq, a predicted model, not a curated record
AUGACGGGAUAUAAAACAGCUGCAUCGCUCUCUCAACAUUCACCACCAUUGGCUUUAUUCACAUCGACAUCAAUCAUCAUGAAGCUCUUGGCCCUCAUCUCGGCCUUCCUACUCACAACCACCACCCUCGCUCUCCCCAACAGCCGAGGAAAGCUCUCCAAAGGAACAUGGCAAACCCUCCCCUCAAUCAGUGACUUACCUCGCCAGGAACACGUCACCCUUGCCCUCUCCCCCUCCUCCCUCGCCAUCUUCGGUGGCAUUUUGCCAACCAACGACACCUCCUCCCCCCUCCCCUAUUCAACAACCAACAUCCUCCAAAUCUACUCCAUCCCCAACAAAACCUGGACCCUUGCCGCCCCUGCACCGCUAGCCCUCAACCACCCCAACGCCGCCGUCGUCGACGGCAAAAUCUACCUCCUGGGAGGCCUAACCGAAGUCGACAACUGGGCCUGGAGACCCUCCCCUUUGUCUUUCGUCUACGACCCCCAAACUAACCAAUGGGCUGACCUCCCCCCUCUCCCGGACAGUCAUACUCCCCGAGGAAGCGCGGCGAUGGGGGUGCACAACGGCGUUGUCUACCUCGCCGGCGGCCUCACCAUCCUCCCUCUUAUUCCAGAACUAGGACCGCAGCAAACGACGGAUGUGGUCUCUGCUUUUGACACCAAGACCAACACCUGGGUUACGCUUCCUCCUAAGGCGAGGAGACUGCCGGAGGGGAGGGAUCACGCUGGGGCGGCGGUGUAUAAGGACAAGUUUUAUGUUCUUGGGGGGAGGAGGGACGGGCAGGAUAAUGUUAAAGACACGGUCUAUGAAUUGGAUCUGAAGAGGUUGGGAAAGGGGUGGGUGGUGGAGAAGGGGCGGAUGCCUACUGCUAGGGGGGGAGUUGCUGCUGCGAGGGUGGGGGGGAGGGUUUUGUCUUGGGGGGGGAAAUAA